Molecule: messenger RNA, 4009 nt
Organism: Spinacia oleracea (spinach)
Lineage: Eukaryota; Viridiplantae; Streptophyta; Magnoliopsida; Caryophyllales; Amaranthaceae
Product: ABC transporter G family member 24
Exons: 14
Coding region: 200-3502 (1100 amino acids)
Biological process (GO): transmembrane transport
Cellular component (GO): membrane
Molecular function (GO): ABC-type transporter activity; ATP hydrolysis activity; ATP binding
Source: RefSeq, a predicted model, not a curated record
UUACGUGCAACUUGAGUUUCAAGUGGUCAACAUUUCAUAUUUUAUAAUACAAAUCAAAUCAAUGAUGAUGAUUCCUGUUAGCCAUCACCAUUUUCUCUCUCCUCAAUUCCUUAUCUUCUUCCAUUAUUUCAGAUUCACCUUCAAAUUUCAAAUUAAAUUGGAGGUUUGAGCUGUAUUAAUUGAAUUAUUCGAAGUUAUUAUGAGUGUCGUAGCUGCAAAAUGUUCGGCGGCGGCGAUGCUGCUGGCUGUGGUGGUGAGUUUGGUUUUACUGGCGGCGGUACAAGCUCAAGGUCAAGGUGGAAGGAGUGAUGUUAAUGGUGAUGAUGCGGUGCGACAUCAGUUAGACGGUGGUAGUGCGGUGUUGAGGAGUGGCGUUGGGAAUGUAAGUGAUAGGCUGGCGUCAGAGAUGCAACGCCGUGCUAGCUUCUGCAUUGUUGAUGAGAAGGCUGACUGGAACAGAGCUUUUAAUUACUCAAAUUGGGACUUCUUGACUACAUGCGUGACAAAAACUGAAGAUGCUGCAUCCCGCUUGUGCACCGAAGCAGAGAUAAGGGUUUACUUAGGUAGCUUUUUUAAUGGAAUAGGCCUUCAAGCUAACAAGAACUGUAAUUUGACUUCUUGGGUUGCUGGAUGCGAGCCUGGAUGGGCUUGCAGUACUGGUUCUGUUCAACGACUAGACCUGGAGAAUACUGAUCAGGAGAUACCUGCAAGAACUUCUGACUGUAGAAGUUGCUGUGAUGGUUUCUUUUGUCCACAAGGUCUUACCUGCAUGAUGCCUUGCCCUUUGGGUUCAUACUGUCCGCUGGCAACAUUUAAUCGAACAAAUGGUUUAUGUGAACCAUACAAUUAUCAACUUCCCCCUGGACGGAACCAUACUUGUGGUGGAGCGAACAUAUGGGCUGAUGUAGGUAGAAGUUUACAGGUUUUCUGCCCUGCUGGAUCAUACUGUCCCACAACCACUGAAAAAAGGCCAUGUGAUAGCGGGCAUUACUGCAUGACAGGUUCUACAUCAGAAACGCGAUGCUCCAAGUUGAUCUCAUGCAAGGUAAAUGCAUCGGAACAGAACAUCCACACUUAUGGAAUUAUGCUCAUAAUUGCUUUGGUUGCUCUUCUUCUCAUCAUCUACAACUUCUCUGACCAAAUUCUUUCCAUUCGAGAGCGAAGACGUGCCAGAAACAGAGAAAGAGCCGCUAGAAGUGUGCAACAGAAGGAACGUGCAGUAGCAAGGUGGAAAAUUGCAAAAGAUGCUGCCAAGGAGCAUGCAGGCAAGUUACAUGCUUCUCUAUCAAGAAGAUUUUCAAAAGGAAAUCCAGAAAAUUUCCAGAUUUUGCAUGACCUUGACGUCCAAGAAGAAACUUUUCCACUGUCAACUAAUAAUGCAGGUAGUUCAAGUGAUUCACAGCCAUCAUCCAUGGGUUCAGAGGGAUCAAUAAAUCCAGCAAACUUGCAUAUACCUGAAGGUGGAUCUCAUAAUCCUGGUAGACUGGUUCUUGAGGUUGAAGGUAAAAAUUCAAAGGAAAAAGUUCUCAAGGAAAAACACAUCCGUACAGACAGUCAGAUUUUCAAGUAUGCAUAUGCUCAAAUUGAGAAAGAAAAAUCUCAAGAGAGGCAGUAUGAGAAUCUGACUUUUUCUGGAGUGGUCUCAUUGGCUACCGGGGAUGAAAUCAAGAAAAGGCCUUCAAUCGAGAUUGGUUUUAAAGAUCUAACUCUGUCAUUGAAAGGACAAAAAAGAUGUCUUUUAAAGUGUCUUACAGGAAAAAUUAUACCUGGACGUAUAACUGCCGUCAUGGGUCCGUCAGGUGCUGGGAAAACAACAUUUAUGUCUGCUUUAGCAGGAAAAGAAACUGGUUGCACAAAAAGUGGUUUAGUUCUUAUAAACGGCAAGCCUGAGUCAAUUCAUUCCUACAAGAAGAUCAUUGGUUUUGUACCACAAGAUGAUAUCGUACAUGGAAACUUGACAGUGGAGGAGAACCUUCGAUUCAGUGCGUGGUGCAGACUGCCCACUAAGUUAUCCAGAGCAGAUAGAGUUCUAAUUGUCGAAAGAGUUCUAAUGAACUUGGGGCUACAGGAGGUGCGAGAUUCCCUGGUUGGAACUGUGGAGAAACGAGGAAUCUCUGGAGGCCAGAGAAAACGAGUAAAUGUUGGCCUGGAGAUGGUCAUUGAACCUUCCCUUUUGUUUUUGGAUGAACCAACCUCUGGUUUGGAUAGUUCAUCAUCACGAUUGCUCCUAAAAGCACUAAAACAUGAAGCUCUAGCAGGAGUUAACAUUUGCAUGGUAGUUCAUCAACCCAGCUAUGCACUGUUCAAGAUGUUUGAUGAUUUGAUACUUCUUGCAAAAGGUGGUCUCAUGGUUUACCAUGGAUCAGUAAGAAAAGUAGAGGAGUACUUUGGAGGGCUUGGAAUUAAUGUUCCAGAACGAGUGAACCCUCCGGACUACUAUAUAGAUAUUCUGGAGGGAAUGGUGGAGCCAAGCCAAAGUUCCAGGAUCAACUAUAAAGACCUUCCUCUAAGAUGGUUGCUUCAAAAUGGGUAUUCGGUACCGGAGGAUAUGCAAUCCAGAGCUGCUGAACUGGGAAACCAUCAGGGAAGCGGAAUUGAAUCUAGUGGUUCUGGUGGUGAGAUCCAAUCUUUUACCUCAGAAAUUUGGCAGGACGUAAGGUGCAAUGUUGAGCAGCGACGUGACCAUAUUCACCACUAUUUCUUCAAGCAAAAGGACUUGGCUAAUCGGAGAACCCCUGGUGUAAUCCGUCAAUACAAGUACUUCCUUGGCAGAAUAACCAAGCAGCGAUUGAGAGAAGCCAAGUUACAGGCAACCGAUUAUCUUAUACUAUUACUCGCCGGUGCAUGCCUAGGUGUUAUUACCAAAAUCAGUGACACAGACUUUGGGGCAACUGGAUAUACAUAUACUAUCAUUGCUAUAUCUCUCUUAUGUCAAAUUGCUGCACUAAGAACCUUUUCUAUGGACAAGUUACAGUACUUGAGAGAGAGUGCUUCUGGUAUCAGCAGCCUAGCACAUUUCCUUGCAAAGGAUACUGUGGACCAUUUUAACACAGUGAUCAAGCCUGUUGUGUUUCUAUCUAUGUUUUACUUCUUCACGAAUCCAAGGUCUACCUUCCUCGACAAUUAUAUUGUUCUGAUCUGUCUCGUCUAUUGUGUGACGGGAAUGGGUUAUGCUUUUGCCAUAUUCCUGAACCCUGGUCCUGCCCAACUGUUUUCAGUGUUAUUCCCUGUUUGCUUAACCCUAAUUGCCAGUCAGUCACUGAGAAAUGAGGGAUUAAAAGGCAUAGCUAAUAUAUGCUACCCUAAGUGGGCUAUGGAAGCACUAGUGAUUGCAAACGCGAGGAGGUAUUACGGAGUAUGGCUAAUAAAUCGCUGUGGUGUUCUUCAAAGACUGGGAUAUAAUCUUCAUGCUUGGAGAGAUUGCAUAUUAAUCCUCAUUUUAUAUGGUUUUGUGAGCCGAGUGAUAGCUUUUAUCAGUCUGCUGAGCAUUCGAAAGAAGUGAUCCUGUUUCUUUCGACAGGUCUAGUUUCACUCUCAACAUGAUUAUUGCGAGUCUAAUAUUAGCCAUAUUGAAACCCAUCCUCAGUAUACAACUGGGUUCUGCACAGCAUGUUGAUUAGAGACUUGGAGUCGAAGUGGAGCUGAUCUAGGCUCUCCGCCUUUCGGUGACUUGUGUAUCAUAUGAUUUUUUUGUACAUAAUUGUGUUGCUUAGUCUGUACAUAGAAAUCAAAGGCACUCCUUGCCAACUAGUAAAAGGAGCCAGAAAAGCAGUGAUUCAAUUGAUAUAUACGAAGUACAUUCUUAGACAUUCCUGAUUUUUGUAUUAGCUAAAUUAGCAGAUAUCCGUUGUAAUUGACUAAUAGAGAGGUAUACCGUAUACACCCUUUAUCCGGAUGUAAUGGUCACAUCAUUAGUUCAGGACUUAUUCUUAACGUGAUUUGAUUCUGGACGAACGAAAUAUUUGUUAUGUAAAUUUAUUAGCUAAAAUAAACUUUUGUACGGAGUAUA